AUGGCAGCAGAACCAGAAUUGCUUAAAGUAAUACGUAGGAUUCAAUAUCCAAUACCUCAAUUUGCAUUAGGUUCACUACCAGCUAUAGCAACUGUAGGAACAACUCCAUAUGAUGGUUUGCUGGCCAAAAUUAUGUGGCCCGUUGGUCAUCAUGCUAAGAAAAUAGAACCUGAUGAAGAACAGAAAAUUGUUAUAAAUAAUUGGGUAUCUGAAGCAUCUUUAUUAGAUAGAUUGUCGUCAAUAGUGUCGGCAUAUUACAUAUUAGUUGGCAUAUUUGCAGGAAUAACUAAAGCGGCAGGUCCGUGUAUGACUGAUAAUUCAUUACAAGAUUGGCCAUAUAUCCCAUUGUUAUUAAUUUGGACACUACCUGCAAUUUAUGUUAGGAUAAUGAAGGGAAGAGUGGUAAAUAAAGUAUUAUCAGAAAAUCUAAAAAAUAAAAUAACUGUAAAAAAUUAUACAUCAGGUGAAAUUAUAACGAUAAGAGCUCAUGCUGCAAUUACCGCUUUAGCUUCAAUAGCGCUUCCUUGGUUAGCUGUUAUUAUAGCCUAUUUCACUCGCCCGGUCGGAUUUUUCUGUCGAAGCAAAUAUCUGACUGUGAUAUGCUCUAUAUGGUCGUUCAACAGUAUUAUUGCUUACAUUUGUCAUGUGAAAGGAGAAAAGAAUGAAUAUGGUCAUUGGUUAAUUCAUACAUGGUUCUGUGUUUGUGGUGUUGCUGUGACGGUAGCAUUAAUACUAUUAAGUUUGCUAGCCAACAUAAAGUCAUGGUGGAUAGAUAUAUUUGGCGAUGUUUGUAACGUACCACUUGUAUGUGAAUAG
Molecule: messenger RNA, 816 nt
Organism: Racocetra persica
Lineage: Eukaryota; Fungi; Glomeromycota; Glomeromycetes; Diversisporales; Gigasporaceae
Source: the annotation of a GenBank genome assembly